UCGUGUAAACAGUUCACAAAUAAGCUUUACCUUGUUAGCAUCUAUCGUCUACCGCAGUAUAUAUAAAGGCCGCAUUUGCCGGUGAAUUGUUAAUUGUUUAUUUUCCUUAAAUGAUCAACUGUAUACGAUCAACUUCAUUAAAAACCCCCCUUUUUAUACUAAGAACUUCAACAGUAGCCAUGUCUUCAAAACCAUUAACCCUUGAAACCCUGGAUAAAUUAAGGAGUAACUACUACACAAAUCCUAUAAAUGAAUUAGCUCAAAAUGCUUGCACUCGUUUUGAUCCUUUCGAAGUUGCUAUCAGCAAACGAAGGACUGAUAGAUCCCUACAUGUUUAUAAUAUUAAGGUUGAGUCAGAAGGCAAGCCUGUAACAAAUCAAGAGAAUACAGGUAGAUGUUGGCUGUUUGCAGCCCUCAAUGUGAUGAGGUUACCAUUUAUGAAAAAAUAUGGCAUUGAAGAGUUUGAAUUUUCACAAAGUUACCUCUUCUUCUGGGACAAAAUUGAACGAUCCCACUUCUGGCUAAACAAUAUAGUGGAAACCGCCAAACAAGGAGAGAAGCUAGACCGUCGAUUAGUCAGCUUCUUACUUAAGGAUCCAAUAAACGAUGGUGGCCAGUGGGACUUGAUAGUGAACUUAAUCAACAAGCACGGUUUGAUGCCGAAGAAAUGCUUCCCCGAGACCUUCAGCUCACGCCGGAGUCUACACAUGAACGCACUAAUUAAGACCAAGUUGCGUGAAUACGCCAAAGAGCUGAGAUGUCUAGUGGCAGCGAAGGCCUCAGAUGAGGAGAUACAAAAAGCCAUUGACAAUCAGAUAGCUGUCAUCUACAACAUCGUCGCCACCUGUCUUGGUACACCACCAGACAAGUUCACAUACGAGUUCUACAAUAAGGAAAAAGCUUACAACACCUUCGGCCCCCUCAGCCCGCAGGAGUUCUAUAACAAGCACGUACGGCCGGUGUACAACGUCGACGAUAAGGUGUGCCUAGUGAGCGAUCCCCGAGAAUCGAACCCGUUCGGUCAGCUUUACACCCUUCAGUGUUUAGGCAACGUGGUCGGAGGCAGGCAGACUGCAUACAACAACCAGCCCAUCGAAACUCUUAUCAAAGCGGUUAAAGACUGUAUCCAGGGCGGGGAAGCAGUUUGGUUCGGCUGCGAGGUGUCCAAACGGUUCGAGAGGAAGAACGGCCUCGAGGACUUAGAUGCGCAAGAUUACCGGCUGGUGUUCAACACGGAGGUUCAGAUCGGACUCGACAAAGCCGAGAGACUUCUGUACGGUGACUCUUGCAUGACACACGCGAUGGCCUUCACGGCUGUUGGCACAGACGAACAAGGCAACCCCACGAAGUUCCGCGUGGAGAACUCGUACGGUGACAAAGAAUACGACAAGGGAUAUCUGCUGCUCACGGUGCCGUGGUUUAAGGAGUUUGUCUUUGAGGUUGUCGUAGAUAAAAAAUAUGUACCGGAGGAAGUGCUCGAUGUGUUCAAACAGAAGCCGACAGUUCUCCCCGCCUGGGACCCCAUGGGAACGCUCGCCUGUCCACUUUGUUCAAACGAAUAACAGUAACAAUGUGUUACGUUAUAUUUCAUAAUAAAACUCAAUUCGUUGCAUAGAUUAGGGUGACAAUAAUUAAGUCGAUUCGUUGAAUAGUUUUGUAUUUGAGGUUAUAACCAUGGAUUGAUAUUUACAAAGCGUCAUGACUCACAACCCUUUUAUUAACUGUACACUAUUCCAAUCGAAAAAGGCGUAAAAAUAAACAAACCUCUAUGG
Nymphalis io (European peacock) is the source of this 1772-nucleotide messenger RNA. Its product is annotated as bleomycin hydrolase. The record is from RefSeq and is a predicted model, not a curated record. The transcript is spliced from 12 exons. Bases 111 to 1562 code for a protein of 483 amino acids. NCBI's taxonomy places the organism in Eukaryota, Metazoa, Arthropoda, Insecta, Lepidoptera, Nymphalidae. Gene Ontology annotation, biological process: response to toxic substance; proteolysis; L-homocysteine catabolic process. Gene Ontology annotation, molecular function: cysteine-type aminopeptidase activity. Gene Ontology annotation, cellular component: cytoplasm.